CGGCAAAUCUCCACGUGGGCCAGGACGACCCUCAUGCAUUACGCACUCAAACCUGGCGGGAUGAGGUGAGGUGCUGCCUGCCGCCACCAGUUGCCGCCACAUGCCUUCCGUCACACAGAAGACCAGUCAGCUGGCUCGCGAUACCUCAGCGUAUUUCUAGAGUGCUCUCAUUUCAUUUCUCUAGACACGAUGUCAUCCAACGAGGAAGUUGAAAUCAAGGGUGGACAUCCUCCGGCAAUGAAAGUUGGUGGUGUGCGGAUUCCUCAGAGGCACAGGGGUGUGGAUGAUAAAGAAGGAGCACCAGCUAAACCCCACAAGGACAGUGAAGAGGAUCAUGAGGAAGAGGAAAUGCCUGUUUCUAAGAGCCCUCCGAAGCCUCCAAUGAUGGUGUCUGGUGUUGUUGCAAAAGUGGACAAAGACUUCCCUACUGCUGCUGUGAAGCACACCCAUGAGAAGCCAGUGCCCACCCAUGAUCCUCGACCCACACAUGCCGUCAAGCCUGGAGUGAUUCAGCAACCUAGGAAGUAGACAAAAGUUUUCGGCCUCUAACCAUCCUAGAGUGAAAUGGUAGCCCUGUAUUUUCUUGCUCUAGGUCCUCAAGGUGUGUAAGCCAUUGUCCAACUUUUCCAUUCCAUUUUUUUUUUUCUUUUUUCUCCAGAGUAAAGCUUUUUCAGCAGAACACGCAUUGUUAAUGUGGCAAAUAUCAAUUUUGAUAGGAGGUAAUUUUUAUCUGGAAGUAAGUUUUCACUCCUCUAGUUUACAUCUCUGGCAUCAGCAUAGAAUUCUUUUUAAGGCGUAGUAAUACAAAUUUGAAGUUGAUAUCAAAUGUACAGAAAGGUCUUGGUAUAGAUGUGUGUGUAUGAUUGAUGCCUUAAAUUUGCUGCCAUUAUUCAUCUUGCCCUCCACCAAACUACUCGCUCAAGUGUUCAGGGUAACCAGCUACCAAGUGCUCAGAACAUUUUUUUCAGGGAAAGAUGACUUAAGUAAUUGCCUCCCCCAGUUAUUAGUGUACCUGAUGACGACAGGUUACCCUAAGUGCACUCUGGCACUGUAAAAUCCAAAAGUGCGAAACCAUAACUUCUCAAGCAUAGCAGGUGAAAUUUGACAUGCGCAGUUGGUAGUUGUACAUAACUCUAAUGAAUGCAACUUAACCAGUACAAAUAUAUCAUGUAUUGAAUUAAGAGAAUGUAUUUAUAUAGCUAGCUUUACUGAUUGCUUUAAAUUUAUAAAAUGGUGUUAACAGGAUAUUAGUACAACAUUGGUGCAAUUGUAAACUUUAACAUAAUACUGGAACUAUAUAAUACUGGAAUUAUAAAAACCUAGAGUAUCUUGAAUCAUUUGUUUAGAAGAUACAUUGUCUAGGUUAGUUGCUAAUGGGAAGUAUCCACCAAAGCUAAAAUGAGGUGAUUUACAUUUAUUGGAUAUUGAUUUCUAAUGACUGAAAUAUUUACUAUGGUUUCUUGUGAGCUACAUUGUUACAUUGAAUACAGGUUAGCCUAGACAAUAAUGCAAAUGGUACUUACAUGGAGAGAAGCACCAAUAUCCAAAUUAUCCAUGAAUCUGCCAUGUCAUAAGCCUGACCUGUGAAUGGCUGUGGUGACUAAACUGUGUGUCUGUGUGUGUGUGUAGAGUUGUGAUAAUGGGGAAUUAGUGUUGUUCCCAAGCUAAGUGCUUUCCACUUAUGCUGGAAGAUAUUUUAUGUUUUAAGUCUUCUUAAGUAAUUUUUAAUUUCAUCUUGGAGAGGAAAUUUAAUGUAAGAAUUCAUUUAUUUCUCAUGUAGCUUUAUUUUUCAGAAGUGGGAGUUAGUAUUUAGUGUGGGUCUGGAAGCUUUAUAAUACUUUAUAUACAUGGGAAGUGUUACCCACUUCAUCUGGAAAGCCAAGUUUUAUGAUUAGGCUCCUCUAAGGAAAAAUAAUUGGUUUGUGCUAGUUGGAUGUUGAAUAUUUUUGGGUGCCUUUUAUAUUAAUUUUACUCUUUGGUAAGAAACUUUGUACAACAUUUGUAUGGUCUGUUUGUGGUUUGAUGAGUACACCUUUAAAGGCUACCUCCUAACACCCUGCUGUUAAUACUCAAACCACAAAGUACUUUGUACUCAACCAUCAGAGUACUUUCAAGAGUGAAACUUGAGUGCUGUUCAGUAUUAAGCACUUUGCAUAGUCUUAUUAACAGUAGUACUAUGAAGAAAUUUUCCCAAAUGGGGAUUAUUUUGUGUAUCCAAAAGAACUGGUAGUGGGUGCUAGAUUUUUCUGGUUUAGAUUUUUUAGUUGAUCUCAAGAUCAGUUUAUAUGCUAAAACUGUUUGCAUCUUUCCUCUUCAGAAAAAAAAAACAUUAAAAUAAAUAAAGCUUUGUUGGGAUAACUGGUUUUGGGUGUAAGCUUCCUUGUUUAAGUUUGUAUUAACUUUGGUGUGCAAUUUACCUAGUCUAGCUAUGUUAUCUUAGCUAGUCAUUAGUUUGAUUUCCAUGGCAUGACAUUCCUCUUGUAAUUUUCUUUCUUACUUUUUAUUGUAUUCUGAAGUCCCUUUGGAAGGCACUUUAGUUACAUGAUUACAGUUUUCAUUCCAUUUUAUUUUGUGCACUUGCUACUUGUAACAUCUAAUGAAUUUUUGAAAUGUCUAAAUUUCCUAAGUUUCAAAUUGUGCAACUGACAUAAACAACAGCUACCUAGGUAAAUAAUUUCAAGUGAUUGUCAUUUGCAUGAGAAAAAAAUAAAGUAUGAAACCAG
Messenger RNA from Scylla paramamosain (green mud crab), 2723 nucleotides. RefSeq names its product death-associated protein 1-like. NCBI's taxonomy places the organism in Eukaryota, Metazoa, Arthropoda, Malacostraca, Decapoda, Portunidae. Bases 190 to 528 code for a protein of 112 amino acids. The transcript has 4 exons. Gene Ontology annotation, biological process: apoptotic signaling pathway; negative regulation of autophagy; cellular response to amino acid starvation. The record is from RefSeq and is a predicted model, not a curated record. Gene Ontology annotation, molecular function: death domain binding.